AUGGUCCAACCUCGCCAGGUGACUGAGAGUCAACAUGACCUCGUCAAACCCAGGAAGCUGCCAAAUCCCAUCCUGGCUUCUCACCAACACAGCGCCCUUCACCGAGAGCUGCUCUUCUGCCACAGACGAGGUCUCCUGACGAGAAAAAAGUCAGAGCUGCAGCAUUUGCUGGAACACAAACAGAGAGAGCAGCACAAGCAGGGGGAGCUGGCCCUCCAUUUUCCCUCCGACUUGGAGGUGAAGCAAUGCAGAAGGCAGCAGAGAGUACAAGUCAUGUUUCCUGUCUUGCAAUGUGAGCUGGAGGAGAAGAAGAGGAACGAGAGCCCACAAAAUGCACUGGAGUUCGUCCGUGCCAGAGGAACCUUGAAGCUUGUCCAAACGUUUUCAUCGUGAUAACCAGAGCUACAGGAACACAGGUUUCUCUGCUAUUGUUAGUCAUCAGGAGGAUCAUCUUCAGUUGACAACUGGAGCCCUGACAGAUACUGAUAACAGAGUACCAAAUCUAUGUCAGAAAAUGUAUGACUUGCAGUAUGAGAUUUUGUAAUUUUCAGAUUGGAAAAAAAUCUAAAACUAAUCAGUCCUAUUUUGCGAGUAAUUUCCAACACCACCAAGUAAGCAUGAUUGAUUGUGUGAUUUCAGAUUGGAGUGGACUUGUCUUAUAAAAUUCAAGUGUAAAAGGCUUCAAGUGGUUCCUUU
Molecule: messenger RNA, 696 nt
Organism: Xiphias gladius (swordfish)
Lineage: Eukaryota; Metazoa; Chordata; Actinopteri; Istiophoriformes; Xiphiidae
Product: protein FAM107B
Source: RefSeq, a predicted model, not a curated record